Molecule: messenger RNA, 1929 nt
Organism: Theobroma umbraticum
Lineage: Eukaryota; Viridiplantae; Streptophyta; Magnoliopsida; Malvales; Malvaceae
Source: RefSeq, a predicted model, not a curated record
AUGACCCCGAGGGUACGAGCCCCGGGGUCGACGGCCCCGACCGGCACCGAGAACCCCGCACACACCGGCCCCCCACCGGCGUCGAUACCGUCUGCGGCCAUGGCCGUGGUCGCGUCGUCGGAGGGCGACACCAGCUCCACCGGCGACCGUUCGCCCGAGCCGGCGGGCGCGCCGCCCCGACGGCGGUCGCCGGUGGCCUCGGGCUGGUUCCUGGCCGGCCUCGCCGCGGUGACGGUCCUGCUGGGGCUCGCGAUCCCGCUGGCGCCGGUCGACGCGUCCGACCCCGUCGUCACCUGGCCCAAGGCCGGGCAGCCCGCGACGCCGACGUCGUUGCCGCUGGCGCCCUACCGCCCGCUCUCGAUCCAGGCCGACGUGCCGUGCGACGCGCUGCGCGGGGGCGGGGCCGGGCUGCGGACCGAGCCCGAGUCGGCCGGGUCGCCGGGACGGGGCCUCACCGUGGCCGCGUCGGGCGGGCGGGUGACCGUGGCGAGCUCGGGCGAGACGCUCGUCGAGGAGAUCCUGCCGCUGCAGCCGUGCCUCUACCGCGUGACCGCCGACGGCGACGCCACCCGCAUCGAGCGUCGCGCAGCUCGGCACCGACGCGCCCGGCGUCCCCGGGCUGCGCGCCACGGUCCGCCCCGACGACCGGUACGCCUCGACGCCGUCGACGCUCAAGCUGGUCCUGCUCGUCGUGCACCUCGUGGCCCUGGUCGCGACGGUCGCGCUGGCCUACCGGCGCUGGCGCGCCCGCACCGGGACGGGCUCGGGGCUGGUGCGACCGCGGCGCCACCCCGCCGACCUCGUCGUCGUGGCGGUGUCGGCGCUGUGGGUGGUGAUCGGGCCGCUGCAGAACGACGACUCGUGGUACCUGCUGAUGGCCCGCAACGCAACGCCGACGGGCUACAUCGGCAACCAGAUCUACAUGUUCAACAGCACGGAGAACCCGUUCGUGCUGAGCCAGUACGUGAUGGCUCUGUGGGGCCACCUGGGCAACGCGAUCGGCAUGGUCGGCUGGGGCCUGCUGUGGAUGCGGCUGCUGCCGUUGCUGCUGGGCCUGCUCACCUGGUGGCUGCUGCGCUGCCUGCUCGCGACCUCGCUGGGCCGGAUCGCCCGGUCGACGUGGGUGGCGUGGUCGCUGCUGGUCGCGUACCUCGCGUGGUGGCUGCCCUACGGGCUGGCCCUGCGCCCCGAGGUGUUCAUCGUGCCGCUCGCGGCCGGGGUGAUGCUGCUGGCCGAGCUCGCCCGUCGCCACGAGGUCGUCGGCCCGCUGGUGCCGGCCACCGCGCUGGCCGCGGUCGCGGUCUCGACCUCGCCGUCGGGGCUCGUCGCCGCCGCUCCGGUCGUCGUGGCCCUGCCCUGGCUGUGGCGCUGGCUGGUCGCCCACGGCUGGCGGUCGCGCCUGGGCGUGGCCGGCGCCGUGAUCGCCGCGGGCACGAUCGCGAUCCCGAUCGGCUUCGGCGACGCCACCCUCGGCGACGUCCUCGAGACCACCGAUGUCCACAGCUGGUACUACCUCACCUUCCCCUGGUACGAGGAGUGGGCCCACUACCGGACGAUGAUCGAGACCGGUUCGUGGGGCAGGCGCCUGCCGGUGCUGCUGACCGUCGUGCUGCUCGUCGUGGUCGCGAUCGGCAGCGGGCGCCGCGCCGCGGUCGGGGGCCGGCUCCAGCAGGAUGUGCUCAGCACCGCCGUGACGACCGCGGUGGCGCUCGGCCUGCUCGCGUUCGGCCCGACCAAGUGGGUCAACCACUUCGGUGCGGUCGCCGCCCCCGCCACCGUCCUCAUGGCCCUGUGCCUGCUGCGGUCACCGCUGCCGCGCCGCCCCGGGGCCCUCAUCACCGUGGCGAGCGUCGGCCUGGUGACCGGCGCGACGGUGCUCGGCUUCGCCGGCGCCAACGUGUGGAAGCCCUACUCCGACCGGGGCCAGCC